Molecule: messenger RNA, 785 nt
Organism: Cucumis melo (muskmelon)
Lineage: Eukaryota; Viridiplantae; Streptophyta; Magnoliopsida; Cucurbitales; Cucurbitaceae
Product: autophagy-related protein 8C-like
Exons: 5
Coding region: 176-535 (119 amino acids)
Biological process (GO): cellular response to nitrogen starvation
Source: RefSeq, a predicted model, not a curated record
AUCAUUUGUUUUCUCUUCCUCCAUCAAUUUCGUUUACUACAGAAAGAGCUCCUCUCGUUCUCUUUUAAUUUUGGUACCCAAUCAUUCGAUUCCGUUGCUUCCCGAUUCCCAAACCCCUUUUGAUCAUUCUCUAUUCUUCUGAUUUUUAUUUUGGGUGCAGGCACCUUUUCUUUCGAUGGCAAAAAGCUCGUUUAAGUUGGAGCAUCCCCUGGAAAGGAGACAGGUUGAAUCUGCUAGGAUCCGAGAGAAGUAUCCUGACAGAAUUCCGGUGAUUGUGGAAAGGGCUGAAAAGAGUGAUGUGCCAGAAAUUGAUAAGAAAAAAUAUUUAGUUCCUGCUGAUUUAACUGUUGGUCAGUUUGUGUACGUGGUCCGAAAGAGGAUCAAGCUCAGCCCUGAGAAGGCCAUCUUCAUUUUUGUGAAGAAUAUCCUGCCCCCUACCGCUGCAAUGAUGUCCGCAAUAUAUGAGGAAAACAAGGACGAAGAUGGUUUCCUUUAUAUGACCUACAGUGGGGAGAACACAUUCGGGGCGUGCUGAAACAAAAUAAGACAGUAAGACGUAAACGUCUACAGAAAAUGGGAAGGGGAAAGGAUCAUAUCUGCUCUUGUAUAUUCUCCUCACCCGCAUCACUUGGCUCUCUGUUUUAUCUUUCCAAACGCAAUCUGUCUGUAUAGUGUUUUUAUUUUAUUCAACUAAAACCAGUCCUAUUUGCGUUAUUCAAAAGUCGUGCUGUAAAUAACGGGAACUUAUAGCAAUUUAUGAUAUGAUAUCUCAUUUGUCGUUUGAA